AUGUCUUCAUCUAAAAUUGAAUCUCUAAAAGAUACAGUGACAGUGCUUAUAAACGCUGCGGGUGAUAGUGAGAAUGCCGUUAAUAACGUUGUGAUUAAGUCGUUGACUAAAAUAGCGAAUUCAUACCCAAAUGAGGUGAUAGAAAUAUUUUGUGAAUUCUACACUAACACCGUAAGAUGGAACCCGGUCCAAUUGGGAAACAUUGUGAAAGUUCUAGAACAGACAUGUGUAAAUCAAGUAAAGAGACUAGAGCCAGCUGUGGCAACCAACCUGGUGACAGCAAUGCUUCGAGCUAUGAUGGAAAAUGUAGGGUACGAACCUGUGGUGCAGAUGGGAGCUUCUGCAGUACUUGUUGCUGUAGGGCAUGAAAAUUUAGACUUGGUGUUACGCUCCUUAAUCAACCAGCUGUCCCCAGCGUCUGUGCCACACUACACCAUAGCGCAUACCUUGGGUACACUGGCAGCAGUGAACACGCAUGGUGUCGUACCACAUAUUAAGGAGAUCUUAAGCAAAAUGCUGCCACUACUGCCUAUGGUUAAAGCUGAGGGAUUAAAACAGGCAUUUGCAUAUGCUUUUGGCCACUUCGCAGUAGCCGUCUCUGAACAGAUAGGCGACAAUGUUGAAAACGACAAUAUAACAUCUAUCAAAGACAAUUUUGUCACAGAAUUCUCCAUAAUAUUUGAUGUAUUGUACAACCAAUGGCUACCAUCACACGAGCCAAAAGUCUCUGAAUCUGUACUUGAAGCCCUAGGACCUAUCACCAGGCUAAUUUCGGAAAGACAAUUUAAUGAAACAGUAAACAAAUUUGUGCUUUCAUUGCUGUCUUUGUAUCGCAAACCAGCUAUCAAUUACUACUAUAUAAGUCAAUGUAUAUCGUACAUACUUACGCCAUCGCCCUUAAACCCGAAAUUGAGCUUGAACGAUAGCACUAUUAACUCCAUAAACCAUGUCCUCUUUAAUCUGGUAUUACUAGAACCCGAUUAUGACCAACCUCAUACUGUAAAGAAUCAUUUUGAAGUGCUUCGGUGCUUCGAUUACAUGGCUGGACAGUUCCCAGACCAAACUAUAGAAAGUCUUCUACACCAGUGUAAGAAUAACCAAGAGAAAGACAGAAUGAAAGCUGUGAUAAUUCUAACACACCUAACGACGUCAUCACAAGUCUUUAUAGACAAUUUUGCAGCCAAAUUCAUUUCACUAUUAAAAGUUAUGACUAAUAUGGAACAAGCAGUGAAGAUGAAGAAGUUACUUGUUAAGGCCAUAGUAGGUCUAGUUUACAGGAAUUGUAUAACUACUACAGAAGACUUCACUAUGGUAGAAUUUAUAAUAAAACAUUGUGGCUAUGAAGGAGGUCCCAAUGUGUCCAAGUAUGAAAUUUUAGAUUUACACGAUACAUGCAAAAGCUCUUUGAUAUUAAUGUGCAAUACAGUUACUAGCAUAAGAUCACAGUUACGAAAUCUUCUACUAAUAACUUUAACUAGUGAAGAGUUUACUGCUUCCAUGGCAACCGUCUGUCAUUGUCUUACGUCCCUUCUGCAGAAUAACUCUGAUGUAACUGCAGAAACUGUACAAUCAGACAAGGAAGCUGAAUUGAAGUGCUCUCCUGAUUUAGUUUUCGUCAGAUGUUUAACGCAUGUAGUUGAACCACAUCAAGUUGAGAGGAACAAAAACAUUUUAAUCUUUCUUGAAGAAUAUUCAGGAGAUAUUCAUAAGAAUCUAAAAAAUUCUUGGACUGUAGAAAUCCAAAGGUUACUUAAGUUUGUAGAUACUUGUGAGUCUAAAGAACAUUGGCAUGGCAUGUUGUUGGAUCUUUUAGUUUCUGCUAUUGAGCAAGUGAAUAGCAACAAAUGGGUGGAAUUCAUUGCAACUUUAAUAUCGCAACAAAUAAUUUCAAAGAAAAUGUCUCCGAUGAUCAAAGGGGUAUCCUUACAAUUUUUGGCUGUACUAUCAUGUCACAUGUCCAAUGCAGCAGUUGUUGAAAAGAUCUUAAAGAUAAUUCUCUUAGCUUUAAAAUCAAUACCGAUGGAAAGUAGUGAUUAUGUUAGCAAAGCUGUAGGCAUAGCUUCAAGACAACACGGAGAAUUCAUCCUAAAUGAACUUGAUGCUAUUUAUAAAGAAAUUGAGUCAAAAAGGAGCAGCAAGUUUUUAAAUUUUCUCUCCUCGAAAACUUCUAAAAAUGAUUUGGAACUUGGUGUUGUUCGGUACACAGUAAUUAUAUGUUAUGGCAAAGUAGCUGUCGACUGUUUAGAUGUUCAUGUGUUGGCUAGAUUAGGGGACAAUGUUACUUCUAUUUUGUAUGAUAUUUUGAAGUCAAACCCCUCAUUUGAUCUAUGCAAAGCUAGCAUAACAACUUUGUAUGAAAUCAGUAAAGCGUUACAUCCUGCCGCACAUCACAAUGUAGUUUUGAGAAACCGUUGGCAGCUGCUCAAUGGAGUUCUUGAACAGAUAUUUAAUUCCAAUUUAGAAAAACGUAAUGUUGAAUUAUAUCCUAUCAUAGUGAAAGCUUCAAAGGCUUUGACUAAAUUGCAGAAAGGAAUAUUACCAGAAGAAAGAAAUACCAUACUGAGAGUUCUAUUCAAUAGUAUUUUUGGCGAACUAUCUUCAUUCAAAAAGAAAUAUGAGAUCGAAGGUAAUGGCGACAAAAAUGAUAUGUUAGCUAAAACACUAAAUGACAGCUUAUCACUUCUUCACCAACUCAUCAAGGAACUCAUCAUACAGUCUACCUGUUUGAGCACCAUUGAUGAUCUAAUAGGAUUACUAAUGGAUUGGAUUCGGCACGAUAAUGAUGAGAUUAGGACAGCAUCAGUCAUGAUCCUUCAAGUAAUCUUCGACACUUAUAUUAGAAACGUUAAAUUAAAUUAUGAAACACCCAGUAAGUUUGGUCAGAUGGGAUAUUUAUUGGGACUUAUUGUACCAGGAAUAGCAGAUACCAAUUUCCCAGUAAGACUAUCAACUGUUGAUUGUAUAAAAUUAAUUAUCCAAAUACAGGAUCUAUACGAAGGUCAUACUAUCGAACCUAACGAUGAAUGCAUGUCCAAUUUAGAGCAUCUUCAGAAUAAUAUAUUGACUAAUGAUUUGAACAUGAUUAGUGAUUACUGUAUAGCUUUGUGUGAUACGAUAUCCGUGAAGAUACCACACCAUCAUAGUAUGCAAUUUAUUGAAAGUUUACUCGAAGGGUACGAUGAUCAGGAGUUUAGAAGUGUAGGAAUCAGUUCGAUAUUAGAUGCGUAUUUCGUGAAUAAGGGCCAAGAUUUGUAUCAAAGCAUUGAGAGGAUAGUGGAAGUCCUUUUGGGGACUAUGGAUAUAGUCGGACUGGAAGCGAGGUCAAAAUUGAUGAAGCCCCUGUCGUCUCUGACUCGUCAUCACUCGAACGCAGUGACCGCUGUCCUGUUAGCACAGAAGUUGCCAUUGAAGCCGAGUGUGGUUUUAUGUUGGCGUAGCCUUGCCCGCGACGAAACCCUUGCUGCCACUAUAACAGAAAACUUCUUGAGGCUUAUGACAUCAAUAGAACUAUAUGAGGACCCGUAUCAUAUAACAGAACAUCAUAUAGCUGCUCUCCAACCUUUAACUCUAAUAAGCGCAUUAGGAGAGAUGCUUCAAGAAGAGUCAAUGAAAUCCAUAUGCGCAGAUAAAUUUGCGGACCUCUUCUCUGUGCUUUACACUACAUUAGCUUGUUACAUUGAUGCUGAACCACCUGCAUAUACACCACCAACUGUUAAGAGCCAAGAGAGGUUCGGUUUUAUACCGAACAGAGAAGCAAUUAAAUUGUCACCGGCUAAAAUUACUGUGCAAACGUUUAAUGCAUUUUUAGAGCAAGCCGAUUGUCAGAAAGUGAGUGAAGCGUGCUCAUUGUGUCUGAGCAUUGAACACGGGGAUUCCUCAACAACAUUACUGGAACUAGCUCCGAUACUCAGCGGCGCACUGAGCCGUUCGUGCCCCGCUCAGCUGUCUCGGCUCGUGUCGCGCAUCGCUCAGUACGCGCGCUGUCCGCUACCCCCGCAACGUUGCGCCGCUCUUGCUUUGCUAGCUGACCUUCUCAACUACAGGUGUAACGACAACACCAUUCUCAUAGAAACAGUCCUGGCAACACUGAAUAGCGGUUGGAAGGACCAGCAUGAGCGUGUCCGAGCUACUUGCUUACGUGGAGCUGCCAACAUCGCCCAACUGCGACCUGAACAUCGCAACAACGCUUUGCCCGCAGCUUUUACUGCACUCAGCCAGGGAGUUGAUGCGCAGAAAACGCAAUCACCAACAGACAACGUCCCACUCGCCGCCAUCCAAGGCUUAAGUCGACUUUUAACCGAACUGGAUCAACUGGAUAAAGAAUACGAUCGAGAGCUCGUCUCCAUAUCACAAAAGAUACGUCCGUUCAUGAACACAGACUGCGCUCAAUUGCGAGAAAAUUCCAUCAAGCUCUUUGGUAUCAUUGCGGGGAGAAUAAAGUCGGAUGCUUUGGUGGAGCAGGCUAUUAAUUCUUUGCCUUGCUUCCUGCUCCACUUGUGUGAUAACAAUCCUGCUGUAGUUAGGGCGAGCAAGUUCACUCUGAAGCAAGUGUUCAAGACGUUCAACGUGAAGAAGUCGAACGACUUCGUGCAGGCGCACCUGGUGGACGAGGGGCGGCUGUACCUGGACGAGUUCCUGGCGGCGCUGCUGCGCCAGCUGGCCGACGAGCGGGGGGGGGCCGUGGCGCGCUGCCUGCAGGCCGCCGUCAACUACCUGCACUGCGCACGCGAAGACCUCAAGCCGCACCCGCCACUGCUUCUAGGACUAUUGUACGCUGAACUGCAUCGCCUACAAUCCAAAUCCGCUGAAGACACAGACUUGGAUCCUGACAUCACCCGCACAGCUCGCACCAGACUGUUGCAGUUGAUCAAAGAUCCCAACCCACUGGUGAGACAAAACUCGGCGAUGGCACUGGCGAACAUAUGUCUGGUGGAGGCCGACGGAUGA
This is a messenger RNA of Arctia plantaginis, 4947 nucleotides long. Lineage: Eukaryota; Metazoa; Arthropoda; Insecta; Lepidoptera; Erebidae. The record is from the annotation of a GenBank genome assembly.